UUCGUUAGCGCCUUCAGGUAUAGGGUGUGGAGCAGGGAGGCGGAAAACACGUAGACAUGGGACAUCUUUCUGUAGAGUAAACGUGGACGGUUUGAACGUGAGGGAUGAAGAUGACAUAAAAUCAAAAUAAAAAAAGCAGUCGGAUUAUAGUCAAUAUGGGCGUGUGCUGUCGGAGUCUGAAGGAUGCCAAGGUCCUGAUGAAGAUGGGUUUGGGCCUGGUGCUGGUGGGUCACCUGAACUUCCUGUUGGGGGCACUGGUGCACGGCACCGUGCUGCGUAACGUCAACGUGAACCUUCAUACCACCACCAUCGAGUACGCCAUCGCCAACGUCAUCGCCCUCGCCGCCGGCCUCGUGGCGGUUAUAGGUGGGAUCUCAGCCAUCACGCUGUCUAAAAACAUGAAGAACCAGCCCUUGAAAUGGUCGUUGUUGGUGGUGAGCCUCGUGACCUGCUUUCUCGGCACAGCCUCCGUCGUCAGCGUCCUCGUCGCCGUGCUUACGGCCAUCAACUUCGACGGCUUGAACCUGCUCAGCCAGUGCAUGCUGAAUAGCACCUUCAACACGUACAGCAUAACCAACGAGUGUCCGUUCGACCCCACGCGCAUUUACGGGACGACCCUGACCCUGUGGAUUCUGCUCAUCAUCAUGUCGGUGGUGGAGGUGGUGUUCUCGGCUCGCUGUUUUGCAGCCUGCACCGCCUUCCUGCGUCUCCCGUGCCCCUGGAGGACGAGACCGAAAAAAUCCAGGGUACGUUUCCGUGCGCCGAAGAACUCCCCUCCGUCGUCACCGGUCCGCUCCCAGGGUGAGGAGUUUCCCGCAGAGCAGCAUGACCUUCUGAGCAUCGCCUCGCCCACUGAGGAAAACAGCUGGAUGUGAGCCGAGCUUGAGCCGUGAGCCGCCUCGCCUUCACCUUCCUGUGUACGUACAGUCGGGCACAAAUGUCUUAGUCCAGCACCAGGAACCAAUCAGAAUCCAGAAUUUAACAGCGCUGUGGCAUGGAACUAUGUGCAGGAGUGUAAAGGUUACUGCUUGAGAAAAAUAUAUAUGCGGGGGGGAAAAAAUUAAUUAUUCAAAUGUAUAUGAUACUGAAAUGGAUUUUAAUUCCUUAUGAGAAUUUCUCUAACAGCUAAAGAUGGGAAAUGAAGUAAAGUAUGAAAUAUAUCGAGUUCUUGAUGCUGGACUUGGUGCUCCGUUAAUAUUGGCACCCUUGGUAAAUAUGAGCGAAGAAGACUGUGAAAAUUUGUCUUUAUUAUUUAACCUUUUGUUAAAAAAAAUUCACAAAAAUACUCUGCUCUCAUGGAUAUCAAACAAUCACAAGUGCAACACAGCUUUAUCCAGGGGGGAAAAAAUCUUUGUUAAAUAUAAGUGUGCAACAAUUAUUGGCACCCUGUUAGUCACUACUUUGUGCUAGCUCCCUUUUCCAAGAUAACAGCUCUGAGUCUUCUCCAAUAAUGCCUGAUGAGGUUGGAGAAUACACGGUGAGGGAUCUGAGAGCGUUCCUCCAUACAGAACCUCUCCAGAUACUUCACAUUUCAAGGUCCACGCUGGUGAAAUUUAAACUGUGCUCUUACAUUAUAUAACUGUGCAUGAUAUUUCGUAAUAAAUAACAUAAAAGUCUUAAAUGGUAUAAAAGUGUUACGAAUAUGUUUUUGUUUUUUAAAUGAGAAAAAGGCACUUUGAUGUAAAAAAAAAAGAAAAAAAAGAAAAGACAAUAGUGAUAUUUUACUCUUGAUAAUGGGACAUUGAUGACGUUUCUGUAUGACAGUGGUGAUAGUUAAGGUUCUCACAUGUGGAUAUGAAUUCUAUUAAAUGUUCACACACACUCUAGUGAUCCAGUGAUGUCUGUUUUAAUGUCUGUUUAUGCUGUUUUAAUUCAUGAUAUUGUGUGUUUUUUACUUUACUUUUUAAAUUACUCAGUCCGUAUAGGAUUCCGCAGAGUCUUUUUCUUGUGAUCGUUGCGACCACAGACGCUUGAUUUAUUUUAUUUUUUAUUUGCGCUGCAGCUUGCAGAGUUUUCGGUGCUUUUUUUUUUUUUUUUAGGAAAAUUACUCAAAACUGCGAAAUCGCACGAAAUUGUUUUGCGCGGUUUUUCUCAGUCAUGUUUGUUGGUAAACGAGACCUUUUAGCUGUACUCGUUUUCGACACACGUGAAUCGAAGAGUUCUUCGGCUGAACGUCUCGGCCCGAACCUGCGCAAAACCUGCGGUCGUUUCGGAAAAAGCGCACGCUCCUCGUAAUAUUGCAGAGUUUGCUUGCUUUUUGCGUUAAUUUCUGCGAUCGUGAUUAUAACUUUGUAACUAUGUAAUUAUAACAUUUAGUUUCAUUUUUUUGGAUUCUCUAUCUGGUUAAUUCCUUCCGCUUUGUUUUAUUCUUUGUUUAGAAUUUUUAUUUUUAUUUUUUUGGCAAACUUUGAAUGGAAAAAUACCACCAUUUGAAAUGAAUGAGUAUCGUGCAGAUGUUGAGUAUUGUAAGUAUAUAAGUUGCCUGAUUUGUAAUAGUUUGUCUCAUUUUUCAGACUGUUUUGCAUUAUUAUCAUGCUUUAACACUUACAUUUCCAUUACAGAAUGCUGUACUCGGUCUAUGAAAAUAAAUUUUAGCCCAAACUGUG
Messenger RNA from Ictalurus punctatus (channel catfish), 2606 nucleotides. RefSeq names its product transmembrane protein 54a (gene tmem54a). NCBI's taxonomy places the organism in Eukaryota, Metazoa, Chordata, Actinopteri, Siluriformes, Ictaluridae. The coding region runs from base 156 to 875 and encodes 239 amino acids. The record is from RefSeq and is a predicted model, not a curated record. The transcript has 6 exons.